AUGAGUACACUAGUGCAUCAAGUAGGAGCCUGUAGGCGACUAAUGCAUCUUCCUACAGCACAUCGGAUGCAUCCAUCACGAUUAGAACGCCAUCUAGCAUCAGUAGCAUCUCCCAGCUCGUCUUCUUCUAUAACCAGCAACACUGACCUCCUAACUCCAAUCCCAUAUCAAUCACGACUCGAAACCCACUACUACCAGACUAUCCUCGAAGAUCUCCUAGUCCUUACCUACGACCACUCCUCUCCAGACGCAUCGCUCGAGCACUUAUCAUCAACAUCGCCCGAAUGGCAAAACAAUCCAUCAUCACCAACCCCAUUUAUCGAUUUAUAUAGCACGCCAAGGACAAAGCUGCCAUCGUAUAACGGCGGUAUAUCAGCUGUCACGUCGUUGAUAUCGAAAGAAGCGGUUGAGGUGGAUUAUUUUAGGGUGCCCAAACCGAAAUAUGGGAAAUUGUAUUUAAAUCCGAUUGACUAUACGCCUGUAAAGAUGGACGUGUUGAAGGCUAGGCCGCCGAUACCGCCACCACCGCCGUAUGCACCGGUGCCGAGCAGGAUUGUGAAUUUGAAGACGGUGUCGUUGAGGGUUUGGUCUAAAGAGGCUGCUUCAAACAAGAAUGUAAUCCUAUCCUGCAUAAUGACACUACAAGCAAUAACAGGCGUCCGUGCAGAGCCGCUCUUCGCAACACAAGCCGAUGUAUCAAAACAAAUCCGCUCAGGCAUGGCUCUCGGAGCAUACUGCACACUCUCUGGGCCACCAGCAUUCGCCUUCCUCGAUAAACUGAUUACAUGCGUGCUACCUCGCAUGAAUGACUGGGAAGGUAUAAACCCAGUCGGGAACGGUAAAGGAGGAAUCACAUUUAAAUUAUCGGGACAGGCUGUUGGAUUGUUUCCUGAUAUUGAGCCACAUUUUGAUUCAUUCCCGAGAUUGAAUGAUUUGGACGUGCUGAUGGAGACGUCGGGGAGGACCGAUGAUGAAGCGGUGUUGCUAUUGAGUGGGUACCAGAUGCCAUUUUUGGCGGUGAAGGAAGAGGUUGUUAAGAGUGCUGAGACUGGUGGGGCGUUUGAUCCGUGGGCGCAAUUCAGGACGAGACGAGAACGAGAUACAGGCGAGUCUAUGAGAAAAACCCCCGCUCCGAGAGUCAUCAACAACAAGGCCGGGGGUGGAAGAGGAGCGAAACCAACAAUGGCUAGCAAGAAAAAACGAUAG
Molecule: messenger RNA, 1206 nt
Organism: Synchytrium microbalum
Lineage: Eukaryota; Fungi; Chytridiomycota; Chytridiomycetes; Synchytriales; Synchytriaceae
Exons: 4
Coding region: 1-1206 (401 amino acids)
Biological process (GO): translation
Cellular component (GO): ribosome; cytosolic large ribosomal subunit
Molecular function (GO): structural constituent of ribosome; RNA binding
Source: RefSeq, a predicted model, not a curated record